Molecule: messenger RNA, 1070 nt
Organism: Mycetomoellerius zeteki
Lineage: Eukaryota; Metazoa; Arthropoda; Insecta; Hymenoptera; Formicidae
Product: lipid storage droplets surface-binding protein 2
Exons: 4
Coding region: 175-1002 (275 amino acids)
Biological process (GO): positive regulation of triglyceride storage; lipid storage
Cellular component (GO): lipid droplet; cytosol
Source: RefSeq, a predicted model, not a curated record
GAAGAUAUUUGACGUUACUGUUUCGAUCUCCCCUCUUAAUGAUGUUCCCUCAAUACGUUCCCUCAAUACCGGUUUUCACACAGAUAUAACAGCAGUCUUAUCCGGUGUCUUGUGUAAGUCGGUUGUAUAUCGCUUUCAACAAAUUCUCCUCAGCAAGUCAUCUAAAAAUAAAGAAUGGCGGAUGCUGCUAAAACAACAUCAAACUCUUCCGAAGGUCCUCGUCUUGAGGUGCUGGACAGAGUGAAAAAUAUUCCGGUAGUUCAUUCAGCGAUCGAAAAGACAGGAUCUACAUAUUCUUACGUUAAAGAUUCUCACCAUUUGAUAAAUUGGGCGUUGAAUCAAGCCGAAGCAGGGCUGCACUAUGCGACCGCCACGGCCGCACCGCUUGCUGCACCCUUGGCCAAGAAAUUCGAAGGACAAAUCAAUGCUGUCGACCAGAAACUAUGCGAGGGAUUGAACAUAGUCGAACAAAAAGUUCCGAUCGUGAAGAAACCACCUCAGCAGAUAUAUGAUGCCGCCAAAGCGGUUAUGAGCAGCUCUCUACAGCCGACCAUCGAAAAACUUAAUACAGCAAAAGAAUCAGCUACGCAACAGGCAUCUACGUUAAAAGAGAUCAGUAUAACUAAAGCGAAUGAACUCCUAAACACGCAAUACGGUAACAUGGCUGUACAAGGCGUUGAUAAUACCAGUGUACUUGCCAAUCGUUUAUUGGAUCAUUAUUUCCCACCGGUGGAAGGAGAAGAGAAUGCACCACAUCCUAUUUCCGCGGAGGAGAACAAAGUUCUUCAUGCGGUGCAAACGAUUGGACAACUGUCAACGAAAACUGCUAAUCGCGUUUACCAUUCGGUUGCCGCUCAAUUGAAGACAAUAAAAAAGGAGGACGUAGCGACGUAUAUAUCUAGCGUAGUAUCCAUUCUCCAUCUCACACAAUACUUGCACCCUGGACAGGCAGAUAAUGAGACAAAUAGUUCGACGGAGAAUAAAGACGAAGAGAAAAAAUAAACCGAAAGACGCUUCAUUUGUUCAAUAUGUUCAUUUGCAUCCAAAUCGAUACAUAAUUUAGUUAAUUU